AUGGACGUGGACGUGGACGUGGAGGACAUGGACGUGGACAUGGAUGUGGACGUAGACGUGGACGUGGACGUGGACAUGGACGUGGACGUGGACGUGGACGUGGACAUGGACGUGGAGAUGGAUGUGGACGUGGACGUGGACGUGGUCGUGGAAGUGGACAUGGACGUGGACAUGGACGUGGACAUGGACGUGGACGUGGAGGACUUGGAAGUGGACAUGGACGUGGAUGUGGACAUGGACGUGGACGUGGACGUGGACGUGGAAGUGGACGUGGACGUGGACGUGGACAUAGACGUGGACGUGGACAUGGAGGUGGACAAGGACGUGGACAUGGACGUGGACAUGGACGUGGACGUGGACGUGGACGUGGACAUGGACGUGGACGUGGACGUGGACGUGGUGGUGGACGUGGACGAGGACAUGGACGUCGACGUGGACGUGGACGUGGACGUGGACGUCGACGUGGACAUGGACGUGGACGUGGACGUGGACGUGGACGUGGUCGUGGACGUGGACGUGGACGUGGACGUGGUCGUCGUCGUGGACAUGGAUGUGGACGUGGACGUGGACGUGGACGUGGACAUGGACGUGGACGUGGACAUGGACAUGGUCGUGGACGUGGACGUGGAGGUGGACGUGGACGUGGACAUGGACGUGGAUGUGGACAUGGACGUGGACGUGGACAGGGACGUGGACGUGGACGUUGACGUCGACAUGGACGUGGACGUGGACAUGGACGUGGACGUGGACGUGGACAUGGACGUGAACAUGGACAUGGACGUGGACAUGGACAUGGACGUGGACAUGGACGUGGACGUGGACGUGGACGUGGUCGUGGACGUGGACGUGGACGUGGACAUGGACAUGGACGUGGACGUGGACGUAGACGUGGACGUGGACGUGGACAUGGACGUGGACGUGGACGUGGACGGGGACGUGGACGUGGACGUGGACGUGGACGCGGACAUGGACGCGGACAUGGACACGGACGCGGACAUGGACAUGGACAUGGACGUGGACAUGGACGUGGACGCGGACAUGGACGUGGACAUGGACGUGGACGUGGACGUGGACGUGGUCGUGGACGUGGACGUGGAUGUGGACAUGGACGUGGACGUGGACAGGGACGUGGACGUGGACGUUGACGUCGACAUGGACGUGGACGUGGACAUGGACGUGGACGUGGACGUAGACGUGGACAUGGACGUGAACAUGGACAUGGACAUGGACAUGGACAUGGACGUGGACAUGGACGUGGACGUGGACGUGGACGUGGUCGUGGACGUGGACGUGGACGUGGACGUGGACAUGGACAUGGACGUGGACGUGGACGUAGACGUGGACGUGGACGUGGACAUGGACGUGGACGUGGAUGUGGACGGGGACGUGGACGUGGACAUGGACGUGGACGUGGACCUGGACGUGGACAUGGACGCGGACAUGGACGCGGACAUGGACGUGGACGCGGACAUGGACAUGGACAUGGACGUGGACAUGGACGUGGACGCGGACAUGGACGUGGACAUGGACGUGGACGUGGACACGUGGACUGGACGGGGACAUGGACAUGGACGUGGACGUGGACGUGGACAUGGACGUGGACAUGGACGUGGCAUCGACGUGGACAUGGACGUGGACGUGGACGUGGACGUGGUCGUGGACGUGGACGUGGACAUGGACGUCGACGUGGACGUGGACGUGGACGUGGACGUCGACGUGGACGUGGACGUUGACGUGGACGUGGACGUCGACGUGGACAUGGACGUGGACGUGGACGUGGACGUGGUCGUGGACGUGGACGUGGACGUGGACCUGGACGUGGACGUGGACGUGGACGUGGACAUGGACGUGGACGUGGACCUGGACGUGGACGUGGACGUGGACGUGGACAUGGACGUGGACGUGGACGUGGACGUGGACGUGGACAUGGACAUGGACAUGGACGUGGACAUGGACGUAGACGUGGACGUGGACAGGGACGUGGACGUGGACGUGGACGUCGACAUGGACGUGGACGUGGACAUAGACGUGGACGUGGACAGGGACGUGGACGUGGACGUGGACGUGGACGUGGACGUGGUCGUGGACGUGGACGUGGACGUGGACGUGGACAUGGAGGUGAACGUGGACGUGAACAUGGACGUGGAGGACGUGGACGUUGACAUGGACGUGGACAUGGACGUGGUCGUGGACAUGGAGGACUUAGACGUGGACGUGGACGUGGACAUGGACGUGGUCGUGGACGUGGACGUAGACGUGGACGUGGACCUGGACGUGGACUUGGACGUGGACGUGGACGUGGACAUGGACGUGGACGUGGACGUGGAUAUGGAUGUGGACAUGGACGUGGACGUGGACGUGGACGUGGACAUGGACGUGGACGUGGACGUGGACGUCGACAUGGAUGUGGACGUGGAGGUGGACGUGGACGUGGACGUGGACGUGGACGUGGACAUGGACGUGGACGUGGACGUGGACGUGGAUGUGGACGUUGUCGUGGACGUGGAUGUGGACGUGGACGUGGACGUGGAGGACUUGCACGACUUGGACGUGGACAUGGACGUGGAUGUGGACGUGGACGUGGACGUGGACAUGGACCUGGACGUGGACCUGGACGUGGACGUGGACGUGGACGUGGACGUGGACGUGGACGUGGACAUGGACGUGGACGUGGACGUGGACAGGGACGUGGACGUGGACGUGGACGUGGAUAUGGACGUGGACGUGGACAUGGACGUGGACGUGGACAGGGACUUGGACGUGGACGUGGACGUGGAUGUGGACGUGGACGUGGUCGUGGACAUGGACGUGGACGUGGACAUGGAGGUGAACGUGGACGACUUGGACGUGGACGUGGACGUGGACAUGGACGUGGUCGUGGACGUGGACGUAGACGUGGACGUGGACCUCGACGUGGACUUGGACGUGGACGUGGACGUGGACAUGGACGUGGACGUGGACGUUGACGUGGACGUGGAUAUGGACGUGGACAUGGACGUGGACGUGGACGUGGACGUGGACAUGGAUGUGGACGUGGACGUGGACGUGGACAUGGACGUGGACGUAGACAUGGACGUAGACGUGGACAGGGACGUGGACGUGGACGUGGACGUCGACAUGGACGUGGACGUGGACAUGGACGUGGACGUGGACAGGGACGUGGACGUGGACGUGGACGUGGACGUGGUCGUGGACGUAGACGUGGACGUGGACAUGGAGGUGAACGUGGACGUGAACAUGGACGUGGAGGACGUGGACGUUGACGUGGACGUGGACAUGGACGUGGUCGUGGAAGUGGAGGACUUGGACGUGGACGUGGACGUAGACAUGGACGUGGUCGUGGACGUGGACGUAGACGUGGACGUGGACCUGGACGUGGACUUGGACGUGGACGUGGACGUGGACAUGGACGUGGACGUGGACGUGGACGUGGAUAUGGAUGUGGACGUGGACGUGGACGUGGACGUGGACAUGGACGUGGACGUGGACGUGGACGUCGACAUGGACGUGGACGUGGAGGUGGACGUGGACGUGGACGUGGACGUGGACGUGGACAUGGACGUGGACGUGGACGUGGACGUGGAUGUGGAGGACUUGGACGUGGACAUGGACGUGGAUGUGGACGUGGACGUGGACGUGGACAUGGACCUGGACGUGGACCUGGACGUGGACGUGGACGUGGACGUGGACGUGGACAUGGACGUGGACGUGGACAUGGACGUGGACGUGGACGUGGACAGGGACGUGGACGUGGACGUGGACGUGGACAUGGACGUGGACGUGGACAUGGACGUGGACGUGGACAGGGACUUGGACGUGGACGUGGACGUGGAUGUGGACGUGGACGUGGUCGUGGACGUGGACGUGGACGUGGACAUGGAGGUGAACGUGGACGUGAACAUGGACGUGGAGGACGUGGACGUUGACAUGGACGUGGACAUGGACGUGGUCGUGGACGUGGAGGACUUGGACGUGGACGUGGACGUGGACAUGGACGUGGUCGUGGACGUGGACAUAGACGUGGACGUGGACCUCGACGUGGACUUGGACGUGGACGUGGACGUGGACGUGGACAUGGACGUGGACGUGGACGUUGACGUGGACGUGGAUAUGGACGUGGACAUGGACGUGGACGUGGACGUGGACGUGGACGUGGACGUAGACGUGGACGUGGACGUGGACGUGGACAUGGACAGGGACGUGGACGUGGACGUGGACGUGGACAGGGACGUGGACGUGGACAUGGACGUGGACGUGGACAGGGACGUGGACGUGGACGUGGACGUGGACGUGGACAGGGACGUGGACGUGGACGUGGACGUGGACAUGGAGGUGGACGUGGACGUGGACGUGGACGUGGACAUGGAGGUGGACGUGGAUGUGGACGUGGACAUGGAGGUGAACGUGGACGUGAACAUGGACGUGGAAGACGUGGACGUUGACGUGGACGUGGACAUGGACGUGGUCGUGGAAGUGGAGGACUUGGACGUGGACGUGGACGUAGACGUGGUCGUGGACGUGGACGUAGACGUGGACGUGGACCUGGACGUGGACUUGGACGUGGACGUGGACAUGGACGUGGACGUGGACGUGGACGUGGAUAUGGAUGUGGACGUGGACGUGGACGUGGACGUGGACAUGGACGUGGACGUGGACGUGGACGUCGACAUGGACGUGGACGUGGAGGUGGACGUGGACGUGGACGUGGACGUGGACGUGGACAUGGACAUGGACGUGGACGUGGACGUGGACGUGGAGGUGGACGUUGUCGUGGACGUGGACGUGGACGUUGUCGUGGACGUGGACGUGGACAUGGUCGUGGACGUGGACGUGGACGUGGAGGACUUGAACGACUUGGACGUGGACAUGGACGUGGAUGUGGACGUGGACGUGGACGUGGACAUGGACCUGGACGUGGACCUGGACGUGGAGGUGGACGUGGACGUGGACAUGGACGUGGACGUGGACAUGGACGUGGACGUGGACGUGGACAGGGACGUGGACGUGGACGUGGACAUGGACAUGGACGUGGACAUGGACGUGGACGUGGACAGGGACGUGGACGUGGACGUGGAUGUGGACGUGGACGUGGUCGUGGACGUGGACGUGGACGUGGACAUGGAGGUGAACGUGGACGUGAACAUGGACGUGGAGGACGUGGACGUUGACGUGGACGUGGACAUGGACGUGAUCGUGGACGUGGAGGACUUGGACGUGGACGUGGACGUGGACAUGGACGUGGUCGUGGACGUGGACGUAGACGUGGACGUGGACCUCGACGUGGACUUGGACAUAGACGUGGACGUGGACGUGGACAUGGACGUGGACGUGGACGUUGACGUGGACGUGGAUAUGGACGUGGACAUGGACGUGGACGUGGACGUGGACGUGGACAUGGACGUGGACGUGGACGUGGACGUGGAGAUGGACGUGGACGUGGAGGUGGACGUGGACGUGGAUGUGGACGUGGACAUGGACGUGGACGUGGACGUGGACGUGGAUGUGGACGUUGUCGUGGACGUGGACGUGGACGUUGUCGUGGACGUGGACGUGGACGUGGAGGACUUGAACGUGAACGUGGACGUGAACAUGGACGUGGAGGACGUGGACGUUGACAUGGACGUGGACAUGGACGUGGUCGUGGACGUGGAGGACUUGGACGUGGACGUGGACGUGGACAUGGACGUGGUCGUGGACUUGGACGUAGACGUGGACGUGGACCUCGACGUGGACUUGGACGUGGACGUGGACGUGGAUGUGGACAUGGACGUGGACGUGCACGUUGACGUGGACAUGGAUAUGGACGUGGACAUGGACGUGGACGUGGACGUGGACAUGGACGUGGACGUGGACGUGGACGUCGACAUGGACGUGGACGUGGAGGUGGACGUGGACGUGGACGUGGACGUGGACAUGGACGUGGACGUGGACGUGGACGUGGAUGUGGACGUUGUCGUGGACGUGGACGUGGACGUUGUCGUGGACGUGGACGUGGACGUGGAGGACUUGAACGACGUGGACAUGGACGUGGACGUGGACGUGGACGUGGACAUGGACGUGGACGUGGACGUGGACGUGGAUAUGGACGUGGACAUGGACGUGGACAUGGACGUGGACGUGGACAUGGACGUGGACGUGGACAGGGACGUGGACGUGGACGUGGACGUGGACAUGGACGUGGACGUGGAGGUGGACGUGGACGUGGACGUGGACGUGGACAUGGACGUGGACGUGGACGUGGACGUGGACGUGGUCGUGGACGUGGACGUGGACAUGGACGUGGACGUGGACGUGGAGGACUUGAACGUGGACGUGGAUGUGGACAUGGACGUGGACGAGGACGUGGACAUGGACGUGGACGUGGACGUGGACGUGGAUGUGGACGUGGACGUGGAGAUGGACGUGGACGUGGACGUGGACAGGGACGUGGACGUGGACGUGGACGUCGACAUGGACGUGGACGUGGAGGUGGACGUGGACGUGGACGUGGACGUGGACAUGGACGUGGACGUGGUCGUGGACGUGGACAUGGACGUGGACGUGGAGGACUUGAACGUGGACUAG
Molecule: messenger RNA, 6564 nt
Organism: Closterium sp. NIES-65
Lineage: Eukaryota; Viridiplantae; Streptophyta; Zygnematophyceae; Desmidiales; Closteriaceae
Source: the annotation of a GenBank genome assembly